Messenger RNA from Oncorhynchus gorbuscha (pink salmon), 1479 nucleotides. Its product is annotated as TGF-beta receptor type-2-like. Gene Ontology annotation, cellular component: signaling receptor complex; plasma membrane. Gene Ontology annotation, biological process: cellular response to growth factor stimulus; heart development; protein phosphorylation. Gene Ontology annotation, molecular function: transforming growth factor beta receptor activity, type II; metal ion binding; ATP binding. Lineage: Eukaryota; Metazoa; Chordata; Actinopteri; Salmoniformes; Salmonidae. The record is from RefSeq and is a predicted model, not a curated record.
GCGACAGAGAACCCACGUCCAUGCUCUGACUCGACGUAGUGUUCCCUCUGCGUUCACAGAGAGAUUCUUCAGCAGUGAGUGUUCAAGCUGAGCUGGAGAACGGUGUUUGGUGAAGGCAGUCUGCCUCUCGGAAAAGCGCGGCUCAAACUUUUCAACGCUGCGAUCUUCGACUUCCACAAAGCUUUCUCUUUAUGAAACUUUUUAAAUUAUUUAUUGAAGCGGGAUACAUUUUAAUGAACAACUGUGGUAAAUAUAUUAACUGUCAUGGAGCGACGUGGGUUUUCCUUACUUUGCUGGGGCACGAUACCUUUCCUGUUUAUAUCCGUUCUGGAACCGAGCGGAGUCGACGGGAUGUUCCAGCCGUCCUUCAGUCUCAACAAGUUGUGUAAGUUCUGUGACGUGGAGUCUUCAUCCUGCAACGGAACAGGAAGCUGCCUCUCCAACUGCUCCAUCACCUCCAUCUGUCGUCUGGAGCAGGAAGUCUGCAUAGCCAUCUGGAGGAAGAAUGACAGUAACUACAGCGUCGAGACUCUGUGUCAUGACCCCUCCAAGCCUCUGUACGGCGUCGAGCUGGAUGACUACAACAGCUCUACGUGUUCCAUGAAAGAGAAGAAGAGCUCUGGAGGACCGUUGUUCAUCUGCUCCUGUACUGAGGAGGAGUGUAACGAUAACCUGGCCUUCGCUCCCGUGGUUGGUCCGACCAUCGAGCCCCCGGUGGUAUCAAUCGUCCUGAUCAGCCUGUUGCCCUUACUGGUCCUAGUGGUAGUAGUCAUCACUAUGUUCUAUUGGUACCGAGUCCAACGCCAUCGCAAACUCAGCCAGGAACAGUGGGACAGCAAGAAGUCCAAACGCAAGGGCAAAGGUCUGGACUGCAGCAUUAUGAUGGACGACGAUGGAUCAGACAGCAGCUCAACGCAUGCCAACAACCUCAACCACAACACUGAACCCCUACCCAUCGAGCUGGACCUGCAGGUGGGUAAGGGGCGCUUCGCUGAGGUGUUCAAGGCCAAGCUGAGGCAGCCCGGCUCCUCAUCGGACCAGUAUGAGACGGUGGCCGUGAAGAUCUUCCCUGAGGAAGAGUACGCAUCGUGGAAGAACGAGAAGGACAUCUUCUCUGACAUCAACCUUCGCCACGACAACGUCCUCCACUUCCUCACAGCAGAGGAGAGAAAGAUGUCGAAGCAGUACUGGCUGAUCACAGCCUUCCACCCCCGAGGAAACCUUCAGGAGUACCUGACCCGUAACCUGGUCUCCUGGGAGGAUCUACGGGGUCUGGGCUGGUCCCUGGCCUGCGGGGUGGCACACCUUCACAGUGACCACACGGCCUGCGGGCGGCCCAAGGUGCCCAUCGUACACCGCGACCUGAAGAGCUCUAACAUCCUGGUGAAGCAGGAUCUCACCUGUUGUCUGUGUGACUUUGGACUGGGGCUCAGACUGGAUAACACCAUGACAGUGGAUGAUCUAGCUAACAGCGGACAG